Cadophora gregata is the source of this 2130-nucleotide messenger RNA. RefSeq lists its product as uncharacterized. Bases 1 to 2130 code for a protein of 709 amino acids. Gene Ontology annotation, cellular component: peroxisome. The record is from RefSeq and is a predicted model, not a curated record. Gene Ontology annotation, molecular function: fatty acid binding; acyl-CoA oxidase activity; FAD binding. Gene Ontology annotation, biological process: lipid homeostasis; fatty acid beta-oxidation using acyl-CoA oxidase. The transcript is spliced from 5 exons. NCBI's taxonomy places the organism in Eukaryota, Fungi, Ascomycota, Leotiomycetes, Helotiales, Ploettnerulaceae.
AUGAAGAUUGCAACAGAUCAGACAGUAUUGUCUUCUGCUACGAUGGUGUCCCAGCAACAGUCCCUGGAGCUUGAGAGACCAGAGGAACGAGUCCCUACACAAAGAACCAAGGAGAGUGAGAUCUCUGGCUUCUCGCAGGUUGAACGCAUGAAGCAAGCACGCGACGGAGCCAGCUUUGAUUCCCACAAGCUUGCAGCCAUCAUCUACGGCAGCAAGGAAGAGCUCGAAACUACACUGGCUGCCUUUGCUCGGGUUGAGAAAACUCUGGGCCACACGGACAACUUCAAGCUUCCUGCAGCAUAUAUGGAUGAGACGCGUCAAAGUGUCUUUCUUGAGGGGCUUCGUUGUGGCAAGGCUACUUUUCAAGAUGAUUUACCCGACAGCAAAGUCUUCCAUGAGAAAACCCACUUGUUCCGCAUAGCCAACAGCAAUCCUUUUGGUCUUACAAAUGGCCUUUUUACACCAUAUCUCAAGCUAGUUGGUACUGAGGAGCAAGUCAAACACUGGCUGCCACUUGCGGAGGAGGGAAUAAUCAUUGGUUCAUAUGCGCAGACUGAAGUUGGACAUGGUACAUACGUUGCAGGUAUCGAGACGACAGCAACUUUCGACGAGGAGGCUGAUGAGUUCAUCAUCAACACACCGCGGGAAAGUGCGACAAAGUAUUGGCCUGGAGCACUGGGCUUCACUGCGAGCCACACAAUCUUGUUGGCCCGUAUGAUUAUCUAUGGCAAGGACUAUGGUGUUCACCCUUUCGUGCUGCAGCUGAGAGACCUGAAAACUUUCGAGCCCUUGGAAGGCAUCGAAAUGGGCGAUAUUGGUACGAAGAUGUCGUUUAACGGUACUGAUAAUGGCUAUGCCGCUUUCAAGAACGUGCGAAUCCCACGUAAUUAUCUUAUGAUGAAGCAUGCAAGUGUUUCAAGAGAAGGAAAGUAUACUCCUGUGCCACUUCGUCAAAAGCUUCUGUACGGUGGCAUGAUGAACGGACGCCGGAUUAUCAUUGGUCAUGCUGCCUUCCAAUUAGCACAGGUAGCCAAGCCGCCGAACUUCGCAGAGACAGCCAUCAUCCGCUACACUCACCAGCAACAGCGCCUUGUAACACUUAUUUCCAUGUCAUAUGUCACGAUAUUCGCCUGGGCGUCCCUCAAUGGUGUAUACUCAGGUCUGCAGGCUCUACAAGCAGCAGGUAACCAUACCACUUUGCCGUACACUCACAUGCUGCUAUGUGGUCUCAAAGCCUGGGCUAGUCAGACUGCUGCAGAUGGCGCUGAGGAGGCUCGUAGGUUGUGCGGAGGUCAUGGAUACCUGAUCAUCUCAGGCUUGCCAGAUAUCGUCAAUAGCGUCCGCGCAACUCCUACCUUCGAAGGCGAAAACUACGUAAUGUGGGGACAAGUCGCUCACUACAUGAUGAAGGGACUUGAUGCCGAAACUUUGCCCCCUGAUCUUGUUUACCUCGAGACAUACUCUGCGGACUCGAAAAGCUCCUGCAAGCCCGUGGGAACAGAUUUCCGCGACAGUCAUGUACUACUGGAUAUCUUUCGCCGACGUGCUGCGAAGUGCAUUAUCGAAGCCCAUGAUCUUGUUGUCAGCGCUCAGAAAGGACAUGGUCUGAGUCGUGAGGAAUCGGAGGACAAGCAUGCAUUGAAAUUGAUUCUCGCGGGACGGGCUCACAUCGAAGUCUACAUAUUGGAGGCUAAUAUCAAACACCUGGCAUCGCUGCCCGCGGAUACCGACGAGAGCAUCAGAGUCGUUCUCACUCGUCUCAUCUCACUGUUCGGACUCAGCACUAUCUCUUCCCCAUUCGUUCCAUUUACGGCUUCGUUCCUGGGUAAUGGAUAUCUGUCUGCAGCACAGAUCCGUGAGAUAGAUGACCAAGCCGAUCAGCUAAUCCAGGAGCUAUUGCCCGAUAUAGUUGCUCUGACAGAUGCUUUCUCUUUCACUGAUGCGUGCUUGCAAUCUGCAUUGGGCUGCAAGGAUGGCGAUGUGUACCGUCGAAUCAUGGCUUGGACCCGUCAGCUUCCGAUCAAUGUCGAGGCGAACAACAACGGUGGUGUUUUCAAGGCUGGUUGGGAGCAGUACAUUGAGCCUUUCUUGCGCGAGAGCCGUGAGCGUCGCUUCAAAUCUCGGUUGUAG